AUGAGCAACACGGACUUCCUAGGGCGGGCGAUUGACACGGUCAAGAAGGCCAUUGAGAACGACAAUGAGGGCGAGUACGAAAAGGCCUAUCAGCUGUACUACUCCUCCCUGGAGCUAUUCAUGCUGGCCUUGAAAUGGGAGAAGAACCCAAAGUCCAAGGAAAUGAUCCGCGCAAAGACGGGCGAGUACAUGGAUCGCGCGGAGAAACUGAAGAACCAUCUGGCCCAGUCGGACGGACGAAAGAAGCCGAGCGCAGUUAACGCUAACGGCAGCGUGGCGCAAGGCAGUGGAAAGGGCGGGAAAGAGGAAGAGGACGGCGAGGAUGCCGAUUCGAAGAAACUACGGUCCGCCCUUGCGGGCGCCAUCUUGUCGGAUAAACCCAAUGUGCAGUGGGAGGAUGUGGCGGGUCUCGAGAGCGCCAAGGAGGCCUUGAAGGAGGCGGUCAUUCUACCGAUCAAAUUCCCGCACCUCUUUACGGGGAAGCGACAGCCGUGGAAGGGUAUCCUGCUCUAUGGACCUCCUGGUACCGGAAAGUCGUAUCUCGCCAAGGCUGUCGCAACGGAGGCCAACAGCACGUUCUUCAGUGUGAGCAGUAGUGAUUUGGUAUCCAAAUGGAUGGGUGAAAGUGAACGACUCGUGAAGCAGCUUUUCAACAUGGCCCGAGAAAACAAGCCAGCCAUUAUCUUCAUCGAUGAAGUUGACGCCCUUUGUGGGCCCCGUGGCGAAGGAGAGUCCGAGGCGUCACGCCGAAUCAAGACCGAACUGCUGGUGCAAAUGGACGGUGUAGGCAAAGACUCCAAGGGCGUGCUAAUUCUGGGCGCAACGAAUAUUCCAUGGCAACUCGAUGCUGCCAUCCGACGUCGAUUCCAGCGAAGAGUCCAUAUCAGUCUUCCCGAUAUCAACGCACGAAUGAAGAUGUUUAUGUUAGCGGUGGGCUCAACGCCAUGUGAAAUGUCGCAAGGUGACUACCGCACUCUUGCGGAGAUGAGUGAGGGAUACUCUGGUAGCGAUAUCAGUAUCGCUGUGCAAGAUGCGUUGAUGCAACCGAUCCGCAAAAUCCAAACAGCGACACAUUACAAAAAGGUCUUGUUCGAAGGCGCGGAAAAAUUAACACCGUGCUCGCCAGGAGACCAGGGCGCCGUCGAGAUGUCAUGGAUGAGUGUGGAAGCAGAAAAGCUGCUCGAACCACCUCUUCUGCUGAAGGACUUCAUCAAGGCAGUUCGCAAUUCCCGGCCGACGGUCAGUCACGAAGAUCUCAAGAGAAACUCAGAAUGGACCCAAGAGUUCGGCAGCGAGGGCGCUUAG
Molecule: messenger RNA, 1305 nt
Organism: Aspergillus affinis
Lineage: Eukaryota; Fungi; Ascomycota; Eurotiomycetes; Eurotiales; Aspergillaceae
Product: AAA family ATPase VPS4
Exons: 4
Coding region: 1-1305 (434 amino acids)
Biological process (GO): vacuole organization; endosomal transport
Molecular function (GO): ATP hydrolysis activity; ATP binding
Source: RefSeq, a predicted model, not a curated record